UUUUCCGUAUAUAAUUAUACAGCUGUGCAGUUAACAAACAUUCUGAUUCGAUCCUGAUAAAGGAAACAAGCACACCGCAAGCCACCAUGUUUAAGACAGCAGUAUUUCUUUCGGUUAUAUUCGCCAUUAUAUUUAAAGGAAAUAGUUUACAAUGUUACGUUUGCUACGAUUGUGAAAAGUUGAGUGAUGAUUACCUAACAUCCUGCGAAUCGAUGAUUUCUACUACUACCACUACUGCGCAACCUACAUCUACUAGAACCUCUACUAGUACCUCAACGAAUACCACGCCUUCCUCUACCACUACUAGUACCGAAUCAACUAGUUCAAGUUCUGCUACUACUAAUACUACGGAACCAACUACUUCAACUACUUCUAAUUCUACUACUUCUACUACUACUACUACUACCGAAUCUAUAAAUUCUACUACUACGACGACUACCAGAACACCUAGUACGACUACAACGACAACGACGAAUACAACUGAAGCUCCUCAAUCGCAAGUCUUCGAUUUUGGACAGAAACUAGAAAGAGCAAAUACUACGUGGGAGUGUGUCAAGGGAACUAUUCCAGUGAACGGCUCCGACGUAAUAGUCCGCGGCUGCGCAGCGGGCCGCACCAACGAAACAUGCGACAUGUUCGGGCUGAGCUCCUGCUCCUUCUGCUCAUCGGACAAAUGCAACUCGGCUGGUUCUAUACAAGCCUCAGCUGCUGUUUUAGCUGUAGUGUUCUUCGCAUAUAUAGUUAAGGACUUUUUGCUAUGUUUAGAAUGCUACAUCUGUGAUAACUGCCCGAAAGCCAAACUAAAUGAGAUACAAACCUGUGGGCCUACUACAAUAUCUGAGCCAUCGACUACGACAACGGAAUCUCCAGCCACCAUAACAGUGACGACAAAACUUUCAACCACUUCUACAUCAACCACACUUAAACUUACAACGGAAGCUAUAUCGGAAUUUACGACUGUCCCCUCAACAAUUUCUACAGAAGCUUUAACUACAUCAACGACAGAAGUUGCUACUACGACAGAAGCAAGACCAACUUCCACAGAAUCCACAACUCCAACAGUCGCAUCCUCAACAGCUGCGUUGGAAACUACAAAAACUCCAAUGAUAAGCCCCGCAGAUGAUAUAACCUCUUCUACAGAUACAACAAUAACUAUUCCUGGUUUUCCAAGCACCGCCUCACAAUUUCAACAAAUCACAACACCCACAGAGGCUGCAAUGACGUCGGCAUUACUGACUACAGCAACCAUAGCAGACGCUACUACAAGUUCUAUAACGACAUCUAUGGCACAUACAGCACUUAAUGGAACGGUAUCCGAACCCGUAAUCAGUACCAUAACAACAAAGGAGGAUCCUAGUCCAACAGACAGCACAGUUUCAUUUAUAUCUACGUUACCUACAACAACAGCAGUGCCUCUUGCAACUUUUCCUGGAACCGAAUCUAUAUUACAGACGUUUUCGUCAUUACCUCCGUUAACCGAACAGAACAUGGAAUCUACAAUACAAAAUAUUCCAACGUUGUCAUUGGCACAACCCAUCGCGACAUUCACGUCAGAAUCUGCAUCAAAGAUUCCUAAUAUAUCCAUCGGAAUUUAUCCUGAGUCUACAGUUAAUAAUAUAAGACCUGACAAAGAAACAAACGCGACAUACAGUAUUAGGAGAAUGAGGUCCUCAUCUGAAGCUUGUGCGUGCAAAAACGGAGAAAAAUGUGACUGUUUGGGCCAUCAAAGAUCCAAAAGAUACACUUUGAGAGGACUGGGGCUGUCGAAGGAAGCCGUCAAGUACGUUUGCUACGUGGAUAAAUAUAAAAUAAAUGAAACGGAAAUCGUGAAAAGAGGUUGUGCCGUCAAGGAAGCAGACGAAAAAACUUUGUGCACGAAUUUGGGUUUCGGAGGUGACUCCGGCGCCCUACAAUGCUUCGUCUGCCAAAAUUGUAAAGAGGUAACACCGGACCAUAUCCAAACAUGUGAACCACCAAAUCCAACCACCGUGAUGCCUACAACAAUUACGGAACCUCAGACUACAACUGAAGCUAAAACCACAACUACAUCUACAGAACCCACUAAUACAACGACGACAACCGAACAAACAACUACAACUACAGAACUGACUACUACAACUACGACAACCGAAGCAACAACUACAACCACUGUGGCUACGAAUACUACUACGGAACCAACGACAACUACUACGGAACCAACGACAACUACUACUGAAGCUACAACUAAUACCACAACCACCGAAGCAACAAUUACGACGACUGAACCUACGACUACAACCACAACUACAGAGACCACGACUACAAAUACUACUACUGAAGCUACAACCAUAACCACUGAAGCCACAACUACAACUACAGACCCAACUACUACGACAACGACAACAGAAGCAACCACCACAACUACAGAACCUACAAAUACAACUACCGAAGCUACUACUACAACAGCCGAACCUACGACUACAACUACAACCACAGAGGCCACGACUACAAAUACUACUACUGAAGCUACAACCACGACCACUGAAGCCACAACUACAACUACAGAACCAACUACAACGACUACGACCACAGAAGCAACCACCACAACUACAGAACCUACAAAUACAACUACCGAAGCUACUACUACAACAGCCGAAGCUACGACUACGACAACAGAAGCUACUACUACAACUACAACCACAGAAGCCACGACUACAAAUACAACUACUGAAGCUACAACCACGACCACAGAAGCCACAACUACAACUACAGAACCAACUACUACGACUACGACCACAGAAGCAACCACCACAACUACAGAACCUACAAAUACAACUACCGAAGCUACUACUACAACAGCCGAAGCUACAACUACGACAACAGAAGCUACGACUGUAACAACUGAACCUACAACUGUGACAACCGAAGCUACUAAUACAACAACUGAGGCCACAAGCACAACAAUAGAGCUUACUACUAGCACAAGCACAGAAGCAACUACGACUACGACAACUGAACCUACAACUACUACAACUGAGGCUACAGCUACUACAACUGAACUCACCACUGAAGCUACCACGACUACCACACAGCAGGCUUCUGACCUCGCUGGCAGCUUAAGUGCAAAGAACCGAUUCUACAGGAGUAUCAAGCAAAAUAGAGACGGCGACUUGCAAGUUCGAUGCGUUGUCACCAGUUACAGGGAAGAAAAUGGUGAAGAAAACGUAGUCCGGGGCUGUUCGUACGAGUCCGAAAACGCAACAGCCCGUUGCCACGAAGCCAUCGGGCGAGAUGAUGUGGACCUCGUCCGCUGUUCCGUUUGCGACGGCGAUCUAUGCAACUCCGCAGCUGGAGCGGCCCUCGCUUUUGUACCUUUUAUCUUAGGUUUAUUGAUUAAUUUAUAAAUACAGUAUGUAAAAUAGUCAUACUACUAUACUUCUAUAGUUACUGGUGCGAAUGUGAUAAAGUGUGUAUGUAUUUAUUGGUACAAAUGAUACCUCUAACAAUCAUAUAUUUAUUAAGCUACACGACGUUAAGGACGAAAUCAUAUAGAUACUUCAGUUUCAUUUACUUUGUCCAUAGUUAUGCAAUGAGAGUAAUUUCAUUCGUUCUGACCAAGCUGCAGACAAGAUUUUCACAAUGUACCGCGAUCUGUAAAAUUGCAUGGACACAAUAUUAUGAAUUAAUAUUUAUUUAGUCGUAUAACAUGUUUAUUUACAAUAAUAGUAUACAUAAUGGAUAUAUACAGAGGAUUACUAUAACUAGCUUAAAUCUAA
Cydia pomonella (codling moth) is the source of this 3755-nucleotide messenger RNA. RefSeq names its product mucin-2-like. The record is from RefSeq and is a predicted model, not a curated record. NCBI's taxonomy places the organism in Eukaryota, Metazoa, Arthropoda, Insecta, Lepidoptera, Tortricidae. The coding region runs from base 87 to 3383 and encodes 1098 amino acids. The transcript has 10 exons.